AUGUCCAGUGUGCGGAGGAGCAGCAUUGCGCUGCAGAGUGGCCUUGCGUAUACUCCUACGUACCACAGCUCCUCCGCCCAGAUGAUUGAGCAGCACUGUGGCGCGGCAGCAGGAGAGGAGUAAUAGCGCGCACAGCUGCUGGGAGUUAGAGCAGUGAUGGCGCCAGCUCAGUGGCCGAUUGACCGAGUUAUUGUAAGCAGCCAGGCGAGAGUGAGGUAGUUGACCCCAAGGAUUUAUAUUUAUAUAGGCAUCCUCCACGAUUCGAUUCCUUCCCCCCACGCAGAUGCGUUCAUCUGAUCGAUGAGCGCCAUCUAAUUGACCGCGACCUCGCAUCCAUUCUUUGGUGGCAACAAUCAAGCACCCAAGCUUAGCGGCAAUGGGGAGCUGCGUGAGCAAGAAGGCCGCCCGCGGCAGUGUCACUGCCGGGGCCAAGGCGAAGGCGCCCCAGCCGCCGCAGCAGCUCCCGCCGGAGAAGGAUAAUAAUGCGGUGCCGCCCGUGGUGGUGGAGGAGGAAGAGGAGGAGGUCAAGGAGGUGCUGUCCGAGACGGCAGUGCCGCGACCCCCAAGGCCGCCGGAGCCGGAGCCGGAGCACGAGAAGGUGAAGAAGAAGGCGCAGCAAGAAGAUGAGGAGCAGCAAGGUUCCGACAGCGUGUCGGCAGGGUCCUCCAUCGUGGAAAAGCCAAUGCUCAAGUCCGGAAGAAGCGAGCAGGAGGCGCUUGAGGACUCGCCGCCGGGGAAGGCGAGAGAGAGGAGGAAGAACUCCCCUUCGGAGCAGCUGGGGAAGAGUUACUCCAAGGACGGUGGGAACGGGAGCAUCGUGCGGGCGAGGUCGCCCUCUCCUGGGUCGUCGGGGCACAGCAGAAGGCAGCAGAGCGCCAUCGCCGGCCAGCAGCAGCCGGUGCCCGUGCCCGUGCCGCGGCCUCGCGAGCAGCCCGCGGUGGUGUCCGGCAUCGGCUGCCGCAGCGGCAGGUUCUACUCGCCUUCCGCGGCAAGGAGAGCGGCAGAGAGCGCCGUCAGGCGCACCUACUCCGCCAGGGAAGCCGACAUGGCGCUCCCGUCGUCCCGGACCUCUGGCUCUGGCUCUUCUGCCAAGCGGUCCCUCCACGCGAGCAUCAACGGCAACGGCGUAGUCAGGCGGGGGGACACUGGCGAGCGUUCUGGCAGGAGGUCCGACUCCCCGACGGCUAGGCGCCCGCCGGCGUCUCCUGCCGCGAACGGCAGUGCCAUCAGCCGGCAAGGGAGCGCCACGCGCAGGGCACCGCCAAAGGAGGACGCCAGUCCGGAGAAGAUCAAGCAGCAAUGUGGCCGCGGGCGGGUCCCGGUGGAAGUGGUCGAGGACGAAUUCGACGGACCGGCGUUGUCGGGAAAACAGCACGGGGAUGCGGCGGCGGAAGGGCCGUUGGGCCAGAAUCCCUCGGUGGCCAUGGAGUGCUUCAUCUUCCUCUAGGUGCUCUUAACCAUGGAUUGGAUUACUCUGUUUCUUUUCCUCUCUCACACGGCGUCACAUGUUGUUCUGCAAUUUCUUUGGCCACGAUGUAUCGCGUCAUUUUUUUUUAGAUGAACAUGUAUCGCGUCAUAGAUUCGAAGCUAGCGAUUAUCGCUCAUGUGAAUCACGUAUGCUCUGCUUUUGCUUUUUC
Molecule: messenger RNA, 1637 nt
Organism: Brachypodium distachyon (stiff brome)
Lineage: Eukaryota; Viridiplantae; Streptophyta; Magnoliopsida; Poales; Poaceae
Product: CLK4-associating serine/arginine rich protein
Exons: 1
Coding region: 377-1447 (356 amino acids)
Source: RefSeq, a predicted model, not a curated record